UGUAAAACUCUUGUGUGCUUGUGUUGCUUGUGUUUACUUGUUGUCUACGACGAGGCGAGUGUGAGAACCUCCUUGGGUGAGCAAAACACAUAGUCGUAGGAAAACACGAGUGAAAGGGUGAGGCAAGGCUGAGUCUAGUUGGGACUAGACUGCCGCAUUGGGUUAAGUUUCGUUGCGAAAAAUUAACCCCGUGACAAUUGGUAUCAGAGCACGGUUGAUUCUAAAAACGUGCAGCGAAAGUCAUGGAAGCUAUUCGGGAACGGUUGACGCGUCUUGAGACCUUGAUAGGGUCGGAGGAAGAAGACGAAGAACGUUCUAUUGUUGAUCGCUUGAAGGAAGCUGUGGAAAGCGCUGAAAGGGCUGAGAGCUUGUACAUUUCUCUUGCGGCAGAAUCGAGUGAACGAUUGGCUACUAUCGAAGAGACAAUUGCCAUUCUGAAGAAGGCAGUGACAAGCGCUCCUAUUGGGGUAAGUACUUCUAAACCUAAAGUGCCUGAACCAAAGUGUUUUGGUGGGGCAAGAAGUUCCAAAGAGCUUGAGAAUUUCUUGUGGGACAUGGAGCAAUACUUUAGCGUUGCGAAGAUUAGCGUGGCUGAACAAGUGGAUCUUACCGUGAUGUAUCUCACGGGUGAUGCAAAGCUUUGGUGGCGGACGAGAACCAAAGAGGACUUAAGUGCUGGACGUCCAAAGAUUGAGACAUGGGAUUGUCUCAAGAAGGAGCUAAAGGAGCAGUUCCUUCCGAACAAUACAUCCUGGAUAGCGCGGGAGGAAUUGAAAAGGCUCAAACACGAUAGAUCAAUUCGUGAGUAUGUUAAAGCUUUCAGUUCCUUGAUUCUCGACAUUGAGAAUAUGUCUGAGGAGGACAGGUUGUUCAACUUCAUGUCCGGAUUGCAAACUUGGGCGCAAGCGGAACUAAGGCGACAGAACGUAAAGGAUUUGUCCUCCGCUAUUGCUGCUGCGGACAGCUUGAUUGAUUUUAAAUCAACUACAAGAGAGGGCUAUACAUCAACCUCCUUCAAGUCUAAGGGAAGAAACAAGGAGGAAAGAACGAGGAAGAAGUUCGGUGGGGGUGCAUCGAGGGCUACUGCCGCGGAGAAGGGCAAGGCCAAGUUUAUGGGUGCACAAGGUAAGAGUACUAAACCGAACUUUACUUGCUUCAUUUGUGAUGGUCCUCACUUUGCGAGGGAAUGUCCGAAGAGGGAGAAGUUGAAUGCUAUUCGGGCUGGGGAUAGCGAUGAAGGGGAAGGGGUAGUUACGCACGUCAAUCCUAUGCGUGUGAUAAACUGCCUGGUAGCUAAAUCAGAGGAUGGGGCUGCCGAAACCCGCCCUGUCGAUAAAGACUUGGCGAGGAUUGAUGCACUGCGGAAAGGGAAGUCAGGGGCUACGGACAAUCUAAUGUAUGUGAAGAUUGGGAUAAAUGGCAAAGACGUGAAUGCUAUGCUGGAUUCAGGCGCAACCCACACGUUUGUGGCAGAUCGGCUGGUGAAAGAACUUGGCCUGCGGCUGAGUGACAGCCACACAUCAAUGAAGGCAGUAAACUCGAAGGCACAGAGGAUUGCUGGGAUGUCUUAUGAUGUGCCGAUAAUGCUGGAUCAGUGGAGAGGCAAGCAGGAUGUGCUGGUCGUAAGUCUGGAUGAUUACGAUAUUAUUCUUGGCCUUGAUUUCUUACGAAAAGCCAAGGUUGUUUUGAUGCCAUAUCUCAAUGGAAUGAUGAUUGCGAGUGAGGGAUGCCCUUGUUUUGUCCCAUGUUGUAAUAUCGCAGCUGUGAAUGUUGUGAAAAGGGGAAAAAGCGUGGUCUCGGCAAUUGCUAUUGAUAAAGCAUUGCGGAAAGGAGGGGAAGUGUUUCUAGCGACAAUAGUCGACGAAAAGGCAGACUGUUGUGGUGAGGUGCCGAAAGAAAUUGCUAGCGUGCUGCAGCAAUUCGAAGAUGUGAUGCCGCCUCAGCUACCGAAGAAACUCCCGCCCAGGAGGGCCAUCGACCAUCGAAUUGAGCUGGUGCCAGGGGCAAAGCCACCAUCUCAAGCCCCUUAUCGAAUGUCGCCAAGGGAAUUGGCAGAAUUGAGGAAACAAUUGGAAGAGCUGAUUGACUCAGGGUUUGUCCGGCCUUCCAAGGCUCCGUAUGGUGCUCCGGUUUUGUUUCAAAAGAAGGCGGAUGGAAGCCUUCGCAUGUGUGUGGACUACCGAGCGCUAAACAAGGUAACAAUCAAAAACAAAUAUCCUGUUCCUUUAAUUCAGGAUUUGAUGGACAGAUUGUGUGGAGCCUCAAUCUUUACCAAAUUGGACUUGCGAUCGGGGUAUUGGCAAGUGCGGGUUGCUGACGGUGAUGAGCAUAAAACUACUUGUGUGACAAGGUAUGGCUCCUAUGAGUUUCUAGUUAUGCCAUUUGGCCUAACAAAUGCUCCAGCAACAUUUUGUAAUCUAAUGAAUGACGUGUUAUAUGAUUUCUUAGACAAUUUUGUGGUAGUCUACUUAGAUGACAUUGUAAUCUAUAGUAGAGGCAUUGAAGAUCAUGUAACUCAUCUCUCUAAAGUCCUAAGUAGGUUGAGAGAAUAUGAAUUGUAUGUAAAGAGAGAAAAGUGUGAGUUUGCAAAAGCUGAAAUAUGUUCUUAG
Molecule: messenger RNA, 2609 nt
Organism: Populus trichocarpa (black cottonwood)
Lineage: Eukaryota; Viridiplantae; Streptophyta; Magnoliopsida; Malpighiales; Salicaceae
Exons: 1
Coding region: 243-2609 (788 amino acids)
Biological process (GO): proteolysis
Molecular function (GO): aspartic-type endopeptidase activity
Source: RefSeq, a predicted model, not a curated record